AUGUGCUUGCUGCCUGUGCCCCGAGGGCCCCUGCGCCACGCGGCAGUGACUGGGGGCACCCAGUGCCGUGACACGUCUGGUGUCUACCUGGCCCAGCACCGGCUGCGGGCCCCGGGGGAGCUACAGAGACCCAGCUUCGCCACACCUGGGCUGGCCAAGCCGGUGGCCACAGCUGCCGGCCGUCGCUGCAUGGGCCGGGACCCCAACCGCACCUUCACCAGCGACUUCCUCACACGAGCCAACCUGGAUGACCCGUGCAAGGUGACAAGGGCCCCAGAACUGAACCAGCUGCCGGGGCCCCAGGCCCCAGGCCGGGCCUUCGGCUUUGUCCUUGACCUGCACAGCAGCACGGCCAACACGGGCACCUGCCGCCUCGCAGAAGCUGCCCACGAGGGUCUUGCCAUGCACCUGUGCCACCACCAGAGCCCCAAGGUGCCCUGCCCAGCCCUGUACCAGCUGCCGGGGUGGGGGAGUUAUAGCCUGGACCCCUUGGCCAAGAACGGAAUGGUCCUGGAGCUGGGCCUCCAGCCUCAGGAUGUGCUGCGCAGGAUGAGGACCCUGGUGGCCAAAGUCCUGGACUUCAUCAAGCUCUUCACCCAGGGAGUCUGGCCUCCCCGCUUCUGCGCCUGGCCUGGCGGGGAGGAGAUUGGGAAGAUUGCGCCGCUCACCGGCUACCGCUCUGCCCGCUGCCACUCUGCCGUGUACCCCAUGGUCAUCAACAAGGCCGCCUACUAUGAAAAGGGCAUUGCCUCCAUUCAGGCGGAGAAGCUCACGUUCUCCGUGCCUGCCCUACCGCGCUGGCCCUCACCCCCACCCCAGCCCCUGACCCAGGGCGUCCACACAGGCCAGACUGGACACAGCCCGCAGCUUCUGCGCCCACGUGAGCCUGACAGGCCGCGGCUCCUGCCUGACAGCGGGGCCGGGGGGCCCAGAGCGCCAUCCUCGGGAGGCGUCUCCCCCCGGCCCCUCUGCACCCUCGCCUGGCCCAUCCAUCUCCCCGCGGCCACAGCUGCCACGCGGCCUCCUGCUAUUGAGCAGCGAGAUGAGAAGGUGUGA
Molecule: messenger RNA, 1056 nt
Organism: Herpailurus yagouaroundi (jaguarundi)
Lineage: Eukaryota; Metazoa; Chordata; Mammalia; Carnivora; Felidae
Gene: ACY3
Product: aminoacylase 3
Cellular component (GO): cytosol
Molecular function (GO): hydrolase activity, acting on ester bonds; aminoacylase activity
Source: RefSeq, a predicted model, not a curated record